This is a messenger RNA of Oreochromis aureus, 1248 nucleotides long. RefSeq lists its product as uncharacterized. Gene Ontology annotation, molecular function: protein tyrosine kinase binding; MHC class II protein binding. The record is from RefSeq and is a predicted model, not a curated record. Gene Ontology annotation, cellular component: external side of plasma membrane; membrane raft. The transcript is spliced from 8 exons. Gene Ontology annotation, biological process: interleukin-15-mediated signaling pathway; T cell activation; positive regulation of ERK1 and ERK2 cascade. NCBI's taxonomy places the organism in Eukaryota, Metazoa, Chordata, Actinopteri, Cichliformes, Cichlidae. The coding region runs from base 144 to 1079 and encodes 311 amino acids.
GAAGCUGAAAGCCAAAGUUCCUGUCUCAUUCUGUGAAUCUAAACUGUCCCUCUCAGAAGGUGUCAAGAGGAAACAGAAGCAUCAGACAGACCAGCAGCAGAGAAAAGCCUCAUAACGUUCGCCCGCUGACAGAACAGCACAGAAUGGUCCUGCUUACAUUUCUUCUAAUUCUUGUGCUUCAGUGUGAAGUGGGGCUCAGUGAAACCAAACACGUUUUGUAUCUAACACCUGGAAAUGAUGUCGUUAUGCCCUGUGAUAAUGUGGCUGAUACAUGCUCCAGGAUUAUCUGGGCUUACAACAUAUAUGAGUCUGAGACGAUAAAUAUGGUUCAUAAUGGAAUUGUUGAGAAGAACUCAGCUCAAGCUGCCAGACUGAGUCUGCACAGUAACUGCUCGCUGAGUAUUAAAAACAUCACUGCAGAGGAUGCCGGUCUUUACCUCUGUCGGCCUGAGUGGACCUCUGAUCAGGACACAACUGUGUACCUAAAUAUUUUGACCAUUUCAGCAUUUCCAUCAGACGCUGAUCCAAAGAAGGAUGGAAACGUCACGUUAGAGUGCUCUCUGUUUAGAGACUAUACUACCUCUCCUUGUAACAGUAUGCGUUGGGUGGAUGAGACAGGAAGUGUGCUUUUGGACAGAGGUGUCAGGAACAAUGGACGCACGUGUGUUUCUCUUCUGACUGUGAAGCUUCAGAGUAGCAACAAGAAAAGAUACACCUGCCAGUUUGAAGAUAACAAUACUGUGAAGAUAGAAGUUCACUACACACCUGUCCACAUAGAUUCCACCCUGAACCAGGCUUUCAUCAUCAUUGGUGCUGUGAUGCUGGUGCUGGUGGUUGCUGUCAUCGCUGCUGUUUUCAUCAAAUACAGGAGGCGUGCUAAAGUGACAGAGGACAUUGAAAAACCCACCCGACCCAAACAUGAUGAGCCAGAGAGCAGCAUCACCUAUGCUACUAUUGACCACACUGAUCAAAAUGCCUCACUGAGGAAAAAUGUUAAAAAGGAGGAAGCGGUGACUUAUUCUGCAGUGAAGACAAAGGUAGAAAGUGACCCCAGCGGCUUCUACAGUAACAUCAGCUAAACUUACCAAAAAUAAAUAAGAGGAAAUAAAACUUCUCAUAAUGCCACUGCUUUUAUUUAAGCUUGCUGUUGUCAGAGAUAAACAUAACCUUGCAUCUUUAUCAGCUUCAAAUACAUACAAACAUGAAAUAUGGCAGCAUUACUGUAAAAUACAUGAGUUCAUCCAACUA